This is a messenger RNA of Xylaria bambusicola, 1513 nucleotides long. Its product is annotated as band 7 family-domain-containing protein. Bases 281 to 1207 code for a protein of 308 amino acids. The transcript has 3 exons. Gene Ontology annotation, cellular component: membrane; mitochondrion. The record is from RefSeq and is a predicted model, not a curated record. Lineage: Eukaryota; Fungi; Ascomycota; Sordariomycetes; Xylariales; Xylariaceae. Gene Ontology annotation, biological process: mitochondrion organization.
GAGUUUUUCGAGUGUAUGCGGUACAGAGUAAGUACAUACAGACGCACCUAUCAAUGCACAGACCGCAAGCUCACCCAGAGGCGCCGGGCCAAUAGGAGCCGGCUCUUGGCAGCAGCUGGGAGGCUACCAAAAAAACGGAAUCAUCAUUCCCAUUGGAGCUUGUCGGCAGAGAGCAGCUCCUCCUCUAUCACUGCCUCCAGAAGCUGAGAUAUCCCACCACAAUUAUUAAUCUCCACACCCCACCAGCACCAGCUUCUACUGCGCCGCACCGCUCGACGAUAUGUCGCGCAAUUCGAUGGACGAGUACCUGGCGAGGAUGCGGUCCAUCGUCCGCCAGAACAGCCGCGGCGGCUUCCCUGGAGGUCGUCCGCCCCCGGGAUCUGCCACGGCGCUCGCCGGCGUCUUCUUCCUCGUUGGGGGUGCCGUCCUGCUCCAGAACUCUCUCUUCAACGUCGAUGGUGGGCACAGGGCAAUCAAGUACAAGAGAAUAAGCGGUGUGAGCAAGGAGAUCUACAAUGAAGGAACCCAUAUCAUGAUCCCCUGGUUUGAAACUCCCAUAACGUACGAUGUCCGUGCGAAGCCGAGGAAUGUGUCGUCCCUCACAGGCACCAAAGACUUGCAGAUGGUUAACAUCACAUGUCGUGUGCUCUCCCGACCCGAGAUCAGCGCACUCCCACAGAUAUACAGGACUCUGGGACAGGACUACGAUGAACGUGUGCUGCCCUCCAUCGUCAAUGAGGUCUUGAAGAGCGUGGUCGCCCAGUUUAAUGCUAGUCAGUUGAUUACGCAACGUGAGAUGGUCGCUAAGCUAGUGCGAGAGAAUCUCUCGAGGCGAGCUGCACGAUUCAACAUCCUCCUAGAUGACGUAUCUUUAACGCAUCUCGCUUUUUCCCCCGAAUUCACGGCUGCUGUCGAGGCGAAGCAAGUAGCACAGCAAGAAGCGCAAAGGGCGGCCUUCGUUGUGGAUAAAGCUAGACAAGAGAAGCAAGCCAUGGUCGUCAAGGCACAGGGUGAGGCAAGAUCAGCAGAACUCAUUGGCGAGGCCAUCAAGAAGAGCAAGACGUACGUGGAGCUGAAGAAGAUCGAGAACGCGAGGGCUAUUGCUACUCAACUUCAAGAGGCGGGUGGCAGGAACAAGCUGUUGCUAGACUCGGAGGGGUUGGGCUUGAAUGUGUUCAGUGGUAACGAUGACCAGAACAAGAAAUGAGCAAACACAUAAAUGACGAACGAAAAGGUGACCGCUUUAAAGGGAGGAAAAUCUCCACUGUAUGUCUAGAACCUAUUCAUAAUCAAUGUACAUUAUCUGCCAUGGAAGGCUUUUGUGCGAGCACUUCCUGGCCAUACCCAGUUUUGGACAAUGAGGCUGCCAAGAACGUGAAAACCUCAUCUGUCCUUAAUCAUGGCAGAUUUUAGAAGUAAGGCUCGUUCUCUGUACUAUAUACUGAGUAAUGUGCAAUGAUAUAUUUCCACGAUGUUACGAUGUUACGUGCGCGCACCAUACACGCACCAUAAC